Sebastes umbrosus (honeycomb rockfish) is the source of this 1020-nucleotide messenger RNA. It is a transcript of the gene rnasekb, whose product is annotated as ribonuclease, RNase K b. The record is from RefSeq and is a predicted model, not a curated record. The coding region runs from base 132 to 437 and encodes 101 amino acids. Gene Ontology annotation, molecular function: RNA endonuclease activity. The transcript is spliced from 3 exons. Lineage: Eukaryota; Metazoa; Chordata; Actinopteri; Perciformes; Sebastidae.
CGUUGCCGAGUCUCCCCGAGUGAAACCGAGUGAGGUCUCUGGAUCAGCUGACUGUGGAUGGAUCUCUUCUCUGUUUAGUCAAUCAAAGAUACAUACAAUCAGCUUCUGAUCGAUCAAUAACCGACACCGACAUGCCGUCGCUUCUGUUCUGCGGGCCGAAGAUGGCAGCGUGCGGGAUAGUGAUCAGUAUCUGGGGGGUCAUCAUGCUGGCGAUGCUGGGGAUCUUCUUCAGCGCCAAGUCAGCCGUGCUGAUCGAGGACGUCCCGUUCACCGAGGAGGACAUCCGUAACGAUAAAAAUCCUCCUCAGAACAUCUACAGUCUGUACAACCAGGUCGGCAUCAACUGCUUCAUCGCCGCCGCCAUCUACGUGGCGGUGGGCGCCGUCUCGCUCUGCCAGGUCCGACUCAACAAGCGGCAGGAGUACAUGGUCACAUAAGCGGCUGCAGCCACGACCUCUGACCUCUGACCCCCCCGACCCGACAACCCGAGGACCCCGACAUCGGCGCGAAAGUUUACGUUACACACAACUUCCUUUAGAACCGACCAAUCAGCAAGCUGACGUCACCGGAGGGUCGUUUAAAUGAUUAAUGAAGUGAGGGGCGGCGGUCAGACGUCACCGGGAUUAUUUAUUGUAAAGUUACAACCGUUGUUGUUGUUUGUUGUUGUUGUUGUUGUUGUUGUUGAUGAUGUUGUUGUUGUAUGAAGCGUUACAUCAUUCCUUUUAACGGGCGUCAAAACUCCUGCAGGUCACAUUUAUUUUAUUAGAUUUACAUUAACGAGGAAGCAGUUAUAAAUGAAUUCAUCUCCAGCGAGUGCUGGUUUACAGAGUAGAGAGAAUUUUAAUGUUAUUAAUAGAAGCGGUGUCAGAAGGUUCAGAUCUUCCUCUAAAUGUUAAAGGAAACGUGUGUUCAGGCUGUUUGUCAUUGAUGCGACUGGAUCAACUCAGACGUCUUGUUAUGCUCCUUUGCAAUAAAGUGUGUGUGUAAAAAAAAUAAACCUAAAAGAUUAUUGUCUUAUUA